AUGAGGAUUAAAGGCUGUUUUCUUAUUUUCCAGGCUGCUACACAGUGUAGCUCGGACGCUGUGAGUUUCAAGAAUCUGGUGAAAGGGAGAGAGUGGACAAUGAAAAUGGACAUGGAGGAUGCUGACAUGACUCUGUGGACAGAAGCCGAUUUUGAAGAAAAGUGCACAUACAUUGUAAACGAUCACCCGUUGGAUCCCAGUGCCGACGGAGGCACCCUAACUCAGGCAGAGGCUUCCUUGCCAAGGAACUUGACUUUCAAAUAUGCAUCUAACUGCAAAGAGGUCACUGGAGUUAUAAGCAAAGAGUACAUCCCAAAAGGAACGCGCUUUGGACCCCUGGUAGGAGAGAUCUAUACCAGCGAUACGGUUCCCAAGAAUGCGAACAGAAAAUACUUUUGGCGGAUCUAUUCAGGUGGUGAGCUUCACCACUUCAUUGAUGGAUUUAACGAGGACAAGAGCAACUGGAUGCGUUAUGUAAACCCUGGCUACUCCGUUCAGGAACAGAACUUGGCUGCUUGUCAGAAUGGAAUGAACAUCUACUUCUACACCAUCAAGCCCAUCCCUGCCAAUCAAGAGCUGCUUGUGUGGUAUUGCCGAGAAUUUGCGGACAGGCUGCACUAUCCCUCCUCCAGAGAGCUGACAAUGAUGAACCUCACACAAACCCACGUUAAUCCAAAGCAGCACAGUGCUGAUAAAGAUGAGCUUUGUCAGAAAAGCAUCCCAAAGAAGGAGCACAGUGUGAAAGAAAUCCUGAAAAUGGAAUCCAAUCCUCCGAAAGGAAAAGACUUUUUCCAGACCAACAUUUCACCAGUUACUCCAGAAAAAGACUUGGAUGAUUUGCGUAAGAACUAUAGUCCGGAGAGGUGUUUCUUCCCUCGAGUUGUCUACCCAAUCCGACCUCACAUUACAGAAGACUAUCUGAAAGCUUCCUUAGCGUAUGGGAUGGACAGACCCAGCUACAUUACCCACUCGCCCAUCCAGACAUCAACUACACCGAGUCCUUCAGGGAGGAGCAGCCCAGACCAAAGCUUGAAAAGUUCAAGCCCUCACAGCAGUCCGGGGGUCACGGUUUCGCCUCUGGCACCUACUUCCCAAGAGCACAGAGAGCCGUACUCUUACUUGAACGGAUCGUAUGGCUCGGAAGGAUUGGGGUCUUAUCCUGGAUACGCACCCCCUGGCCACCUCCCACCUGCCUUUAUACCGUCCUAUAACCCCCACUACCCCAAAUUCCUGUUACCUCCGUUCAAUAUGGGCUGUAAUAACCUGAGCGCUUUGAACAAUAUCAAUGGCAUCAACAAUUUCAAUCUCUUCCCAAGGAUGUAUCCUCUUUACGGCAACCUGCUCAGCGGAGGUAGCCUUUCCCACCACAUGCUGAACCCCACCACGCUCCCCAGUUCAUUGCCCAGCGAAGGAGGCCGUCGAUUGCUGCAGCCUGACCAUCCCAGAGACUUCCUCAUACCAGCACCCAACAGUGCCUUCUCUAUCACGGGCGCUGCUGCCAGCAUGAAGGACAAGCCGUGCAGCCCCACCAGCGGGUCCCCCACAGCUGGCACAGCAGCCAGUUCGGAACACAUAAUGCAACCUAAACCUACCUCAGUGGUGUUGGCUGCCACCGGCGGUGAAGAAGCCAUGAAUCUCAUUAAAAGUAAGAGGAAUGUGACCGGUUACAAAACCCUCCCAUACCCACUGAAGAAGCAGAACGGGAAGAUCAAGUAUGAAUGCAACGUUUGCUCCAAGACCUUUGGCCAGCUCUCCAAUCUGAAGGUGCACCUCCGAGUUCACAGCGGGGAGAGACCCUUUAAAUGCCAGACUUGCAAUAAAGGCUUCACGCAGCUGGCUCACCUCCAGAAGCACUAUCUGGUACACACGGGAGAAAAACCCCACGAGUGUCAGGUUUGUCACAAGCGGUUCAGCAGCACCAGCAAUCUCAAAACCCACCUGCGGCUCCACUCUGGAGAGAAGCCUUACCAGUGCAAGCUCUGCCCCGCCAAAUUCACCCAGUUUGUGCACCUGAAGCUGCACAAGCGUCUCCACACCCGGGAACGUCCCCAUAAAUGCAUCCACUGCCACAAGAGCUACAUUCACCUCUGCAGCCUCCAGGUCCACCUGAAGGGCAACUGCCCCGUGGCCCCCGCCUCCGGCCUCUCCAUGGAGGAGCUGAAUCGAAUCAACGAGGAGAUCGAGAAGUUCGACAUCAGUGACAAUGCCGACAAGUUGGAAGAAGUGGAGGACAAUAUCGACUUGACAUCCAUCGUGGAGAAGGAUAUACUGACCAUGCUCAGGAGGGAAAUGGAAGGAGCUAAUCUGAAAGCAUCUCUGCAGAGGAACCUGGGAAACGGACUUAUCUCCUCAGGAUGCAACCUUUACGAGUCGUCAGAUAUGUCAAUUAUGAAGUUGCCUCACAGUCACCCACUACCUCUGUUACCUGUAAAGGUCAAGCAAGAAACAGUUGAACCAAUGGACCCUUAAGACUUUUUGGCAAAGUGAAUUUUUUUUUUUUUUUUAAUUUAUGACUUGGCAAGUCAGGGUGCCUGUAGCAGUUGCUUGUACAUAGUUUCAAUGCUGCAAAGCAAUCUUGGCUUACAGUAGUUUCCCUACGCUCUCCAGCUGAAAGAAGGAACUCCAAAGUUACUGUUUUCUCAGGGCAUAAAAAGGGGCAAAGGACUGUGCGUUGCCUCGCCAGUUACUAAAAGACAAUCAUCUAUCCAUAAUUAUUUUUUCAAUGAUAGUACUUCAUAAUUUAUUAUGCAAUUAAUCAUUCUAAAAGCAAUAAUUAGGAAAAUGUUUACAAUGACUGGAAAAUUCAUUGUAAUUUUUACUUUAAAUGUUUUUAUUUUUUGUUUUAUGGCCAUUCUUUGUAGAUAUUUUUUUCUGCACAUCUGUUUUAAGAACCUAAGAUGGGGGUUUCAGUAAAUGUGUUUUAUGUACCAAUGUCUUUUAAACAAAUGUGGUUUUUCGUAUUGCCAAAGUUGGACAUUUGACACACAGAAUCCUAGGUCCGUUGGUUUGAAAAAAAAAAAAAAAAAAAUCACGCUGUGUACUUUUAUGUGCAAAUCACCCCACUGGGAAUUGAAAAAAUAAACCAAACCCAGAGUAGCAGGAAGCAGGGGAAGAAACUGCUGCCCCUGCCUCGCUGAGGACGGGAGAGAGAUUCUUCUGCCUGCGGCGCUGCCCGGCACAGAGGGGGCACAGAGCACCCACCUGCCACGGACAGGCCUUUAGGAAAGGGCUGUAGCCCCACAGAUUGUCACCUAUCUCCAUGACCAAAGGAAUGCAUCAGCUCAAAGGGGCUCUUCCAAAAGAAAAAUCUCAUUUACCUUCUUGUAUUUCCAAAAAGCAGUUUAAAAGCAAACACACAAAUAUUCUUAAUAUUCUGCCUGAAAGGGGAUUUUUGGCAGACCUCUUUCUUCUCUCUUCUUUUUGUUUUUUCUUUUUCCAUGGCCAGAGCCUUCCAGGGAUAAAAAAAAAAAAUAAAUGGUCAGAUUCCCUGAGAAAGAGGGGGUUCGGUUUUACUUGUAUUUUCCUCUCCCACUUUGCCUGGGUAGAGGUGGGGAACAAAGUCCUUUCCUGGCACAUACAUUUUUUUUUUUUCCUUCCUUCCUGUACGACUCAGAUUUUUUCUCAGUAUUUGUGUUUGUACAUUUUGUGGUUAAUUUAAUUAAAGAAAAAAAAGGGCAUUGCAAAGUUGUUGAACAACAAUUACCUCAGUGCUUGUGUCCAGUGGUGCAGACAAUGCUGUUUUAUCUAAAUGCUUUGCUACUUUAGAGAAGAAACCAAAAUGUGCACAGGGAAAGAUAGAAUGCACGUCCUUUUAUCUUUUUGUUUUGCUAAGCCCAAAGAUGAUAUGGUGACGUUUGAGGUGUAGCAAAGAAUACAUGUAUAUUUAUAGAUAUAUUUAUACCACUAUACUAUAUAUGUAUAUGUAUAUAUAUUUAUACCACUUAAGUUGUGAGCCAAACCAUGUAAUAAAACCUAUUUUUCAUCUAAGUGUGAAAAGCAAAUGUUAUCCAGUUCUACAUGUUACCACUGACCUCAAACCCAGAAGGUUGCACCGAGGCGUUUGUCGGUGGCCGGUGGGCACAGGCUGCCCGGGUGACACCUGACGUGGGUAACGUCACCCACCCAUGGUGGCAUCCAGGCAAAUUGGGUGGGAAUCACCCUUUUUGCAGGACGGGGGGGUCAGGGCUCCCCCGCUCCCUGCUCCCGGCAGCGGUACCAGGGCAGGGAGGAGGCGGGCGGUCAGUGAACGAGCAGCCAGAAAAAUGUAACUGAAAGAACUUGAAAAGAAGCCAAAUAUGACCAGUGUGUUCGCACAACACGGCGACGGGCGGGGUGGAAGGUAGUUGGGACGAGCCCCUCGGCUCGUUUCGCCCUGCCCUUAACGAGUUGCAUGGUCAACGCGCAUAAAUAUAAGUAGCAUUAUUAACACACCUCCCCUCCAUGUGUAUCUUUUUGUCUGGUUAGAUCCUUACCAGUUUUAACUUAGCCCACUUCUGCAAUCGGGGAUUCGGUGACCUUCUCUCUCAGCAAACUUCAUUUGAAUGCCUUCUGUUAAAAACCAAAACAAUCCUGAAAUACAAGUCUCUCAACACAGUUUUUGAAGGACUACAGUUCAUUACAUUUCCACUCCUGCAAAUCGUGAGGCUGACAUCUUUUAAAUGUAGCAAUAGUUCAUAAAUAUAGUACUUACUUGUAGGAUAAACCAAAGUAUCACUACUCUGUCACUGGACACACACUUUUCCUGUUAUUUGCCUGUAGUGCUUUCUUGUAUUUGAUACAAAUUUUACAAGAAUUUAUAUGCAUCAGCUUUAAGAAUUGUUACUUCUCUUUACUGUUUCCCCCUUCCCUUAGAAGUUUUACAUGUGAAUGUAGCAACAAUCAACAGUGUUUUGGGGUGGGGGUUUUUUUUUUGUCUCUCUUGAGAAAGACUCUGACCAAAGUUAACAGGCUUUUUAC
Molecule: messenger RNA, 4956 nt
Organism: Calidris pugnax (ruff)
Lineage: Eukaryota; Metazoa; Chordata; Aves; Charadriiformes; Scolopacidae
Gene: PRDM1
Product: PR domain containing 1, with ZNF domain
Exons: 6
Coding region: 1-2469 (822 amino acids)
Biological process (GO): cell fate commitment; regulation of transcription by RNA polymerase II
Cellular component (GO): cytoplasm; nucleus
Molecular function (GO): RNA polymerase II cis-regulatory region sequence-specific DNA binding; histone deacetylase binding; DNA-binding transcription repressor activity, RNA polymerase II-specific
Source: RefSeq, a predicted model, not a curated record